Messenger RNA from Trichoderma harzianum CBS 226.95, 1229 nucleotides. RefSeq lists its product as hypothetical. Gene Ontology annotation, biological process: protein localization to kinetochore; kinetochore assembly; attachment of mitotic spindle microtubules to kinetochore. Gene Ontology annotation, cellular component: kinetochore. The coding region runs from base 123 to 971 and encodes 282 amino acids. The record is from RefSeq and is a predicted model, not a curated record. NCBI's taxonomy places the organism in Eukaryota, Fungi, Ascomycota, Sordariomycetes, Hypocreales, Hypocreaceae. The transcript has a single exon.
CGCUUGAAUCGGCUCUUGUUCAAAGCACAAUCCAUUUUCAGGAGAGGCUUUUCAGGGUCAUAGGCCUUAUAUACGCUUUCCUUUUAUUGAAUAAUUGAUCAAAGCUCCCAGAUCAACUCAAAAUGAGCGCCAAAACUCCAGCCCAGGUGCUUGAAACUCUGCGGCGGCUGCAGUCGAACAAUGAGCUGUCCAUCAUCAAACUCAGUGAAUCCAUCUCAAAUUCUACGCCAAAUGAUACCCUUAACCGCAUCUCUGACGCGUCCAACACGUCGCUUGACGGACCUUCUCCUACGAGCCUGGAUGCAGACCUUAUCCACUACAAAGAACUCUUCGCCAAACUCCGAUUUUCGUAUGUUGAGCAGGUGACCAAGGAAAAGUUCAUCCGCGCCAUUGUAGGAGAUCCACCUCUCAUCGUCACUCUUCAGGAGAACCUGGAUCUGGAGCGAGAAAACGCCGAGGCGAAGGCACAGCUCAAGAACCUCAAAUUGGAGGUGGCAGAUCUAGUGUCUGACUUGGAAAAGAGGGGGCGGGACCUGAGCAAGCGGUACGAAAACAUUCAGCUGGAGACGGUGCGUUUGGAAGAGUUGCCGGCAAAGAUUGUCGAGCUGGAGAGUCGGAUCAAGGAGCUCAAGGACAAGCAUGAAUCUUCAGAGUCGGAUCCAAAUCUUCGACUGCCUCUCACCAAGACGCUUAGCCUCGUGGCGAAGCGGAAGGCAGAGCAGCAAGAGCUUGCGCGUGAGCUCGAAGCGCUGCAGGCCAAGGUUCCCAGGAAGAGAAAGGAAGCGGAGAGGCUGCAAGCCGAACUGCAGCCGUUGGAGGUGAAGCGGCAAAGUAGCACCACGGCCGCGCGUGAGGCUCGCAGGAGGAAGGAGGCUGCUCUUGGAGGAGUUGCUGAUGACCUUGAGCAGAGAGCUCGAUGGUAUAGGGCAAGUGAGAGUAUGCUAAAGCAAGUACUCGAUAUCAACACAUGAUGCCCAGAAGAAGCGACCAACAACGUUACGAGGAUAUGAUUUACGGAGACUCAUUGGGGGUUUUAAGGCGUUUUACGGGGGUACCUUGGGACAGAUGUGAUGGGAGAAUGGGAAUGGCGCUGGAUGGCAUGAUGGUUGGGUUGGAAUACGCAUUUUUGGAGUAUUUGAUGUAUAUAAUGUUAUGUGGCGUCUUCUGCUGAUGCAUUGACAUUCCUUGUCCUAUCAAAACGGAAGGAUUUGAACAGCUGUGAUCGAUCU